Micropterus dolomieu (smallmouth bass) is the source of this 3850-nucleotide messenger RNA. RefSeq names its product doublecortin domain-containing protein 2-like. The record is from RefSeq and is a predicted model, not a curated record. The transcript has 9 exons. The coding region runs from base 586 to 2265 and encodes 559 amino acids. NCBI's taxonomy places the organism in Eukaryota, Metazoa, Chordata, Actinopteri, Centrarchiformes, Centrarchidae. Gene Ontology annotation, cellular component: kinocilium; microtubule organizing center; axoneme. Gene Ontology annotation, biological process: neuron migration; intracellular signal transduction; dendrite morphogenesis.
UGUUUACUACAGACUGACAUUGUGAAUUUUAUCAAAUAAGCCUGUUGUUCCUCAUCAGUUAAUGACUGACUACCUGUUGAUUACUGCAGUGCAAGGUCCUCGCUGAGAGAACUGCGGCGUGUUACCAUAGAUACAUCCUAACAGCUCCCACGAUACUCAGCCGACAUCGUGGGGAAACUGCAGACACCCGUCUGGCUUUCAUCUUCACCUGCUGCGUAGCUGUGCACACGAAGCAGAUAACUUUCCUUUGUAGCGGAUUGAGAUUCUGCAAAACUUGUGCUAUGGAUAGUUGUCACUUAUAACGCCGCGGUACAUCAACAGUUUCAUCCCUAUGGUCAUAUUUUUCAUUCAGAAACCUCCUCCUUUUGCCCUGAACGCUUUUUGUGUCCAAACUGCCGAACUCGAAUAUUUGCGUGCCGCAUCCAACUCCGCUCAACCUUACACAUUUGUCCAGGAUGUACCAGCUCUAAUGUCAUUAAAAUGGCCUACAGGCUUUUGUCUCGCAAUUGGGAUCAACCUGUUGUAAGUUUAUUAUAACUAAGCUCUCUCUCUCCGUCGCGCGCCAGCUUGCUUUUACGCACAACGAUGAGCUCGGAGAAGCCAAACUUUCUGUCACAGCCCGUCGUGAAGAACAUUUUCAUGUUCCGAAACGGCGAUCCUUACUACGACGCUCGCCGGAUUGUGAUAAAUCAAAGGAGGGUGUCCAACUUUGAGACUUUGUUGAGAGAGGUGACCGGCGGGAUACAAGCCCCAUUUGGUGCGGUGAGAAACAUCUACACACCGAGAGGAGGCCACAAGGUGGACAGCUUGGAGAGCCUGCGGAGCGGGGAGCAGUACGUCGCUGCUGGGAAGGAGAGAUUCAAAAGGCUGGAUUAUCUACAGAUUGGCUCGAGAAGGAAGAGGAUGAUGCAAACUCUUCCAAUGCAGGCCAGACCGCUGCCACCGAAACGGAUCAUUGUGUCAGCUCGAUUCCUGAAACCCAUCAAGGAACCAUGUACAAUAUUUGUUGUAGCAAAUGGAGAUGUCUUGAACCCCGCUAUGAGGCUGUUGAUUCACCAGAGGAUGCUUGGCCAGUUUGACAGAAUACUAGAGUUGAUCACAGAGAAGAUGGGUUUGAGAGUCCUGGGGGGUGUUCGAAGUCUCUACAGCUGUGAAGGCGACCAGGUGACUGAUGGGAAUCAACUGGAGAGCAGUCAGCUUUAUGUGGCUGUGGGAAGAGAAAGGUUUAAGAAGCUGCCAUACAGUGACCUUCUCUUCACCAAACCCAGAGGGACAAGGAGAGUCAAUGGAAUGAAAGCUUACUCCCUACCGCCUAUCUACAGAUUCUCCAAGCAAAAUGGAAAUAGUAAGUCUAUGGUACGAUGCAGCGAUAGUGGCGAUGGAGACUCCAAGGCCUCUCCUCCAGGCCAAAACAACAACGAACACCUGUCCUCCAUCGUCAGACAGAUCUCUCAGGCCAAACUCACCUCCCUCAGGAAGAAGAGGAGUGGACAAAGCAUGACCCUCGGCAUUUCUGAUAAUGAUGAUAUUGAAUCAAAGGCUGACGAUGGAAACACUAAGGACAAGACCCUUCAAGACCAGCCAGCUGAAGAGAAACCUGCAGAUGAUGAAACUUCUGCAAGCAAAGAAGAAAAUGAGGAGAACCAGGAGACAAAUGGUCAAAAAGAAGGAGGGGAAGAGGAGAAUGAAAAUGAAGAGCAAAAUGAUGAAAAUGAGGUAGAUGCAACAGCAGGACCUGAGGAGAAGGAGGAGGGUAAGAGUGAGGGGCAGGGGUCCAACAGUAGCAACAGUGAUAAGACCUUGGACAGUAAAGAGAAAGAGGAUGGAAGCCAUACAUCUUCUGAGGGUGAAAAGAAUGAGCAAGGAAAAAAUAUAGAAGAAGAGAAGCAAGAUAGUGAGAGUGGAAAUGGGGAGAAUAGCAGUAAGGACCAAGUUAAUGAUGUAGACACAGGAGAGACAGAAAACAGCGAUGACCUGGGGAAAACUCCAUCAGAUAACGAGACAAAAGAGAACGAUGGCAACAGAAGUAGCAACAGUAACCAGGAAGAAGAUUUGAGCAAAACAACAGAGGGAGCUACCAAAGAGUCAGGAGAAGAAGAGAGACAGGUGAAUGGAGAGGUCAGUGGAGAAGAUGAUGAUGUGGAAAGUGAAGCAGAGCUGGACAUGGGCGAGACGCAUUCAGCCAGUAGCAAAGAUGCCACAGCAAAUGGAGAGAAUGGGGAUGAUGAUGAUGGUGAUGAUAAUAAUAAUAACAAUCAAGAUUAAAGCAAGAAAAAGGAUGAUUAGGAAAGAAAAAGAGAAAGUACUUGAAAGAGCAGUGCUGAAAAUAUUUAGUAUCUAAAAAUAAUUGGCAAAGCGAGGCAUGUAAAGAAAUAUUACUAGAUGAUAGAAUCUGGACUGAAAAUAAACAGUGUCUCAGAGUCUGUUGAGCAGAUGAUUGUGAUGAUGGAGACAGAGGUGCAUAUCUAUAAGUAAGUGAUAAAUGCAAAUCAUUAAAAAACUAUCAACAUUCCAGGUGUGUAUUAAAAGCUAUUUAUUAAAACAUUAUUCUUAACCUUCAUGGCAUAAACAUACAAAACAAAUAAAAGCUAUAGUAAUAUAUUCUUAUUUUUCAAGACUUACUGUUUCCUCUUUGGCUGCUUUAUUGUUUUGGUACACUGUCUGUGAGCACUGUAGUGAGUACUGUUGGGAAAUUAAAAUGUAGUUACAGUCACGCAUUCACUGUUUUUAAAAUAUAUAUUUAAAGGGGCUAUGUGUAGUUUUCAGCCGCCUCUAGCAAUGCGGUUUCAGAUUCAAGCUCAUGAGCAAGCCAAAACAGAGUCCGAAACACAGCAGACAGCAUCACACAACAUGCUGGAAACUCAGGUGAACUCCCAUUUCAACAUUAUAGUAAUAUUUUUAUCAGUUUGACGUUUAACUAGUCCAUGCUCAUUGCACGGUAAUUUUACAAUGACUGCAUUUAGACGACAUGAUACAGUAUGUCCGUGUUAGGUUGUCCACCAAUAACUAGUUGUGUAUCUUGCACUGGAAGCUCAGCAAUGUCACAGCUAAAUUUAUUGGAUGAUAACGAAAACGGUUAGUGAGCUAGACUUAUUAUUAUAAAUAAGAUUGUUGCCACACUUUACAACAGCUAGAUUGUAGUAAGUAACAUCACUGUGGUAAAUGGCUCUUCCACUGUGGUGUCUUGCACCGUCAUGUUGCAUUAUUGUAUUAUGUGGGUCACGGAAAUUGCGGCUACUGAGACCGGCAAAAAAGCUGUGUAUCUGAGUAUCAGUAAAACAACAAUAAAUCUAAACUGAACAUUACGAAGCAAAUAAUGGUAGAUUCAUGCUAACAAUAGCUGGCUGCUCCUUCCUUGCUAUCUAAGUUGAGCCAACUGAAGCACAAAAUCACAAUAUAGCCUAUUUCACAUGCUUUAGAGUAAUGUUAGUUUACCAGUCUAAUAGGAUGAAAGCCAACAGAGGUCUCUCCGUGACUGUGAGGUUACAACACGCUCACAAAUAUACAGUAAAAAAAUGAUUUACUGAUAAGUGAUUUCAUUAAAAAAAACUAUAUGUAGCCCCUUUAACAGGUAUGAUUACACUAACUGCUUGUUUUUAAAGAUGUUUUUGUAUGUAUGAUAUUUUUGUCUAUUUCCCAAAGCAAGUGAUACAAAUUUACUUUUAAAGUAAGUACAAUAAGCUAUGUGAAAUACUGUAACCAUACUGCAUGUGUCUGAAUGUUCAUCUAAAUCAUAUAAUCAUGAAUACAGUUUGAAAGUCUUAUCUGUAAAGCUGUUGGAAAUCACGAUGUUUCAUCAUGUAACCCCUAUGUCUUUAAGAUGCUUUAGUAAAACAUACUUUGCUCCCUC